AUUAAAUUUCUUUGAUAUUACACUUCAUGAAUUAGACUCACAAUUAAACUCACAAUUACGAAAUAUAAUAGCACACAAUAAAUGCGGAGAGUACAGUAAUUACUCUUGUUUUGCAGUCCUUGCCUGAUGGAAGGAGGAAGAAGAGAAAAGUCAUCCCAAGGGAAUUAGGUAAUCGCUGUGAAGGUCGCAAUGGGGGUGAUGCAUUUGUAUCGCGGCUGGAGCAUGGACAAAUGCAUCCUGAUUUCAGAUUUUCGUGUUUAGAGAAAUCAGUAAUUUACCGAGAAAACACACCUGUGGUCCUUACCAAACAAAAACAAACUGGGGCUCUUGCCAUACAAAAACAAUCUGGGGCUCUUGCCAUACAAAAACAAUCUGGGGCUCUUGCCAUACAAAAACAAUCUGGGGCUAUUGCCAUACAAAAACAAUCUGGGGCUAUUGCCAUACAAAAACAAUCUGGGGCUCUUGCCAUACAAAAACAAUCUGGGGCUCUUGCCAUACAAAAACAAAUUGUUGUACUUACCAAACAAAAACAAACUGGGGCUCUUGCCAUACAAAAACAAACUGAUGUGCUACUUAGCAAACAAAAACAAACUGGGGCUCUUGCCAAACAAAAACAAACUGAUGUGCUACUUACCAAACAAAAUGCAUCUGGGGCACUUGCCAAACAAAAAGAAACUGAUGUGCUACUUAGCAAACAACAACUAACUGUGAUACAAAAAGGGAAUGAGGUACUUCCCAAACCAUCUGUGGUACUUGCUAAACAAAACAGUGAAACCAUCAAAAUGAGGGAAAGUAAAAAGUCUGAAAACCCCAUGCCAUUGUGCUUGAAUGAAACAAGACUUUCUGAAAUUGCGUUUACUUGUUCAACUGACUCUUUGUAUAAGAAUGUUGCUCUUAUAUCAUGUACAACUUCUGAUAUCCCUAAUAACAAUGCAAAACAUCACAAUGUACUUACCGAACAAAUUCAAGACACCUUGGUGACUAAAUUAGCCACACUGUUAUUACCAAGCGCUAUUGUGAAAUCUGAAAAGAAGAGACUGAGAAAACUUACAAAAGUGAAUGUGUCACCCAAUGUUGAAACUAUCACAGAAACUAGAGAUACUUUGUUAGAAAACUGCACUGAUACUCUGGGAAAAUCUCAACGAAUUAUUCAAGAAGUAAAAUGUUUACUUACUAAUAACAAGAACAUUCUAAGAUCCCUUUCAAAAUCAGAAAAGUACUGGCGCAACAAAGUGAGAGGACAAGAAAGGUCAAAAGUGAUUAGAAUGAACACAUCUAGAAACAAAAUGGAACAACACUUAAAAAACAAGAGAUGUGUGCAGUAUUUUCUUACGAACACUCAGAAAUUUUCAAGUCGAAAACUUGGAAGGAAG
Owenia fusiformis is the source of this 1373-nucleotide messenger RNA. Lineage: Eukaryota; Metazoa; Annelida; Polychaeta; Sabellida; Oweniidae. The record is from the annotation of a GenBank genome assembly.